AUGAAACUCGACAACGGGACACUGCCCAAUUGCACCUAUAGAUAUAUUUCCACCGAUCCACAAACGACUUUCGCUAGAUGGGUGGACGGGCCGUGCACCUCAUUAGCCGCCAUUCUUGCCUUGACGGGCACUGUCUUCGCCGCGAAGUUCUUAUGGAAAGCCGGUCUCAACAAACACCUCACAGCUGCUCUCUUCUCUUUAUGCAUUGUCGAUUCCCUUCUGAUGUGCACAGUGAUAUUCUCGUACUCGAUCGAGGCAAUCGGAAUGGUUUUUCUUGGAACGAAUGUCAUGUACAAGAAUCAGGGUUUCACCACCUCUUUACACGGAGUCGCCUCAUCGAUGACUACAAGCUCGACUCUUCUUGUCAUCUACAUUACAUUUCAACGUUUCAUGGUCGUGAUUCGACCGUUGCGAUAUGCGAAUGCGCUACAAGAAAGGAGCACUCGAAGCACUCAACGACGAAUGACACAAAUCUCGAUCCCCGGACUGAAAAAUCGAAAAGAACCAUCGUCGGGUGAUUCGACCCAACUCUUACCCACACUAACGCCAAUGGAUUUCGUUCGAGAGCUCGAUUUACGCAAAAUACUCAAGCCAUACUUGAUUCCAUUAUUCGUUGUGCUGCUCUCUUUCGCCAUCAACAUCCCCGUCCACUUUGAAUUCACGAUUGAACCGUGCUGGGACUGGGAUCACAAAGAUGAGGCCACUUGCCCGGCGGCUACUCUCUUUAGAGAAGAUUUUGCCCGCUACAAAGCUGUACUCAACACAUUGACGCAAACAGUCGGCCCGGUGGCAACAAUCUCUUUGCUAACGCUUCUCACUGAGAUGAAAGUACAUCGAAGUCUCAAAGAGCGCAGAAAACUUUUCGAGAGUCAAAAGCGUUCUCGAGCUGUUGUAUUGACAGAAGAAUUGAAAGAAAAAGUCUCCCGAACAGUCUCAAUUUUCAUCGCUGUCAAGUUUCUCAUUUUAAGAGCAUCUAAUUGGCAAGACCGAUCGAUUUUUCCAUUGGCUUCUCGUAUUCGGGAAACUCGAAACGAAAUGUUCUCG
Messenger RNA from Mesorhabditis belari, 1044 nucleotides. The record is from the annotation of a GenBank genome assembly. NCBI's taxonomy places the organism in Eukaryota, Metazoa, Nematoda, Chromadorea, Rhabditida, Rhabditidae.